CAACCAACCGAUCAAUAAACAAACAAACAAAACACAGCCAAAAUGUCCCUCGAACCCUUCCUCACGAACCUCUCCUUCGCCCAAUCCAAGGCCAAGUUCACCCCCGAGGUGCAAACCGCCUCCGACCCCGUCAACGCCGACCUCCUGAAAGCUAUCGUCGAGGCUGUUCUCGCCGGCGGCGACGAUGCCUCUGCUGAGGGCGAGCAGGGCAAGGCCCUGAAGGCUGGGUUUGAGUUUGCGGCUGCGUUGGUGAAGAUGUUGGAGAAGGAGCCGAGCACGGAUGAGAAGUUGGCGCUGUAUGCGUACUUCAAGCAGGGUCAUGGACAGAAGGUUGAGAAGCCCGGCAUGUUUGCUCUUGAGGCCAAGUACAAGUACGCCGCGUGGGAGAAGAUCAGCCACAUCAGCGCCGCCCGGGCCCAGGCCCUCUACAUCCAGGAGGUCAGCAAGCUCAUCGAGCAGAUCGGAACCCGUGACGCUUAAUUGCCAUACCGAUACUGUUUGAGGAAUGGAAGGGAUAAGGAACCCACAUGUGGAGGCUUGAAUAUGGCUAUGUCCGAUAGAAAUGAUAUCUCCGAUAGUUUGGCUUAAGACAUCUGAUGAGCAUAUUGGCGUGUUUUGGUUUGGGUAUAUGUAUAUGUAUGUGUAUUGUGUAUACUGUUUAAA
Messenger RNA from Aspergillus campestris IBT 28561, 663 nucleotides. RefSeq names its product acyl-CoA-binding domain-containing protein. The record is from RefSeq and is a predicted model, not a curated record. The transcript is spliced from 3 exons. Lineage: Eukaryota; Fungi; Ascomycota; Eurotiomycetes; Eurotiales; Aspergillaceae. Bases 43 to 480 code for a protein of 145 amino acids. Gene Ontology annotation, biological process: fatty acid metabolic process. Gene Ontology annotation, molecular function: long-chain fatty acyl-CoA binding.